Messenger RNA from Homalodisca vitripennis (glassy-winged sharpshooter), 396 nucleotides. RefSeq lists its product as uncharacterized. The record is from RefSeq and is a predicted model, not a curated record. The transcript has 2 exons. The annotation marks the transcript as partial. NCBI's taxonomy places the organism in Eukaryota, Metazoa, Arthropoda, Insecta, Hemiptera, Cicadellidae.
CACAAUUUGAAUUUAAAUUUGAAAACUUAUAGAAUGGAUAAAACUAGAAAGAAAUUAACUAGUGAAGUAAAUAACAGAGUACCAGUGGUAUUGGAAUGCUACAGAAAUGUUGAAUGGCAACGGGUUGUUCAUUCUCCAUUUGGUCCAGUCUUUAAGACUGGUGUACUUCCAACUAGAGGUUACUGGGUGCCAGAGCCGCCACCAGUCCAAUAUCUAUACCGGCCAAUUCCAGUAGCUCUACCAUACAAGUCAAAUCAAGGACCACUUUGGUACCCAAGCUCUCCUAUGUGCAGCCAACAUGCCUCGUGGGAUUCUACAUCAAGUGUAUCUUCUCCUCAUCCAAUCUCCACAUCCACUCCAAGGAUGGGUGUCAAUUUGAGAGAUCAAAAGAUGAUU